UCAGUUGUUCAACAACAGUAAACAAAUCGAAUACAACAUGAAAUUGUUCGUUAUCGCCGCUGUCUUGGCCGUUGCUGUGGCUGCUCCAUCCAGCUACAAGCCUGCAUACAAGCCACCCACCUACUCCGCACCGGCCUAUUCCAAACCAGCCUACUCUGCCCCAGCCUACCCCGCACCUGCCUACUCUGCUCCAGCAUACAAGGAUAACAAAUACGCCGACAUCACCAUCACCAGCCAAUCUGAUGAGCGCAACCUCGAUGGCAGCAGCCAAUGGAGCUACGCUGGAUCUGACUACACCACCCGCGAGGAAUCUCAGGUCCAGAAGAAGAUGCAAGGAGUCAAGUACGACUCUUACGGUAAAGCCACCUACGAGGAAGUUAUGGGCAACACCAACAAGGGAUCUUCCUACUGGGUUUCCCCUGAAGGCGAGAAAUUCACUUUGACCUGGGUCGCCGAUGAUGCCGGUUUCCAGCCAAAGGGUGACCACUUGCCCGUUGCCCCCGUCCAUAUCUACGAACUUCCAGUUGCUCCCGUCCAUGAGUACGUUCUCCCCGUUGCCCCCGUCCACGAAUACGAACUUCCCGUUGCCCCCGUCCACAUUCCCUUCAACGGAAAAGGCUACAAGAUCUAUUAAGUUAUUGAUAUUGACGUUAUUGCAAUUGUAAUUUAUUCCGAUUUAUUGUAUGCCAUAGUACUUUUAUGGUGUUGGUAUCGAUAAAUACAUGUAAAUAAAUAUACGAUGAAAAACAAA
Daphnia pulicaria is the source of this 751-nucleotide messenger RNA. Its product is annotated as larval cuticle protein LCP-22-like. The record is from RefSeq and is a predicted model, not a curated record. The transcript is spliced from 3 exons. The coding region runs from base 38 to 634 and encodes 198 amino acids. Gene Ontology annotation, cellular component: chitin-based extracellular matrix. Lineage: Eukaryota; Metazoa; Arthropoda; Branchiopoda; Diplostraca; Daphniidae. Gene Ontology annotation, molecular function: structural constituent of chitin-based larval cuticle.